Messenger RNA from Chara braunii, 2225 nucleotides. NCBI's taxonomy places the organism in Eukaryota, Viridiplantae, Streptophyta, Charophyceae, Charales, Characeae. The record is from the annotation of a GenBank genome assembly.
GCCGUCCCCCUCUCGUGCUCCUUCGUCCUCGACUCCUUCUUCCCCUUCUCUCCGAUCGGCGUCGUUGACAUCCGCGGAAGACCUUGCCUCGCAGGAUGAACCAUGGCCAACAGAAGCAUGAACUGCUUGAGCACUUCCAGCCGCCCAUCUCGGACGCUCUUCUCCGGAACCGGUUCAACGACUAUCGGCAGCUGCGCUUCGACAUUCAGCAGGUGAACGUGCCGGCACCCAGCGUUGCCGACUUGGCGGUGUACUCGCUCCUUGCGCAGCGGGUGACGUACGUGGGUGUCUAUGUGGACAUAUCGCCCGUGCCUGGCCAGGAAUCCACGCGAGUGUUCAUCGAGUUCCAAGCCAUCCAAGUGGCGACGAACUUUGUGCACAACGUCGCUACUCUCACCGGGGAUUGGAUUGUCUUACCCGGGCACGAUCGGGAACCGACGUAUAGAGUCUUGCGCGAUUACGCUCUUCAGGUGGCGAGAUCGGUGGCGCGAGUGCAGGCUCGGGGCAGUCAUCGCUUCACUGCAUACGAAGGACUUCUGCGGCGGACUCUGGAGGAAGCACUUGCAUUGGUGCCGCAGCUUCCCGCGCUCCUUCCUCCCGCCGAGCCCCUCAACAUCCAAGUUCUCCCCUAUCCUAUGCGCAACUUUCCCGAGUACCUAGUGGAGCUGAUGGACGUGGAGCAGUUGCCGCUCGCCGACGAGGACGCGUGGGAGCUGCAUCGGGCGCUGUAUUCAUCGGUGGUGUUGGGCAUGUUCACAUUCUUCGUGGAGCACGAAGUUCAUAACGUCGGCGAAUUCCUCCACGUGUACUACGUGAUCGCCAAGCCGAAGCCGGAGCGGAAGGAGGGAACAGUGGCGCUUUAUCCUUUUGGGAGGAUCGGAACGAAUUGCCCGGGGCUCUUACAGCUCAUUCACAUCGAGCUGCUGUCCAUUGCGCAGGUAAUCGCUGCGGCAGAAGAAGACUUGCAGCUCAGACUACGGACCGCCUCAGCUCCGUGCAGAUCGUAUAACGCGGCRGUGAUACCCGACUAUCUGGCGCGUGAARGGGAGUCCGUGGUGGACUUCGGGCACGAAGAUAAGCCGCUGCGGCCUCCAUCAUCGUAUCCAAAGCCGGCGGCCUUGAAGGCACCAAGAAAGAGAACCGUCCCGAAGCGGCGACGAAGUCCAUUGCCGGAAGCUCAGGCCAGUCGAGUGGGGCCUGACGAGGAGGUCGUCCAGCCUGCGCCGGAUCGAAGGGUUCAGAUCUACAGACGAUUUGAUCAAGGAUUCACAGAGUACCUCUCGAACGGUCAUGAAGGGACCUAUCAAAGGCUAUGUCAUCAAAUUACGCGAGAGUUCAGUGAAUGUUCAAAGCAGGUGAACGACGUGGAAGCAGAAUUGCGACAGAAGAAGAAGAAGAAGGGCAUUAGCAGCGAUGGCGAUGGCGAUGACGGCGAUGGCGGCGAUGGCAAUGGCGACGGAUCGUCGCCGUCCGAUUUCGCAGAUUGGAUCCGUGCCGUUCAAGGCCAAGAAAAGCAAAAGCUAGAGAUGACAGCGAUCUUACAGGUACUAAGAAAGGCGGGAAGGCCAUCUGAGAGGGGAAGGGCAGGGGGGGUUCGAUCCGUCCAACCUAGUAGCGCAUCCGCCUCCUUAUCAUCCUCCUCCUCAUUGUCGAUCUCCUCCUCCUCCUCAUCCUCAUCUUCAUCUUCAUCAUCAACGUCAUCAUUACUGCUGACAUCAGGAGGAGAUCUUCCUCCUCCUCAUGGACAUUGUCAUCUAGAGCAGCAGCUUUUGUUUCCUAAUAGCAAUCAAGGGAUAGAAGGCGUGGAGGAUGCGCAAUUAGAGGCAGAGUAUGAUGGCGCCAUCAGCGAAGCCACGCAAGCUCUGCAACAAUCCAUCUUGGCCAUUAACGACCAAUUAGAGGAAUUUCGUUACGCGAUCGCCGAACUGGAGGAAGACGAUGAAGAAGACUCUUGAUCGUGACGUCAUCUUGGCAAACUUCUCUCUCUCUCUCUGCCUCUCUCUCUCUCUCUGUCUCUCUCUCUCUCUCACUCGCUCUUUUUCUCUGUCUGUCUGUCUGUCUGUCUCUCUCUCUUUCUUUCUCUCUCUCUCUCUCUCACACACACACACACACAUACACACCCAGUGGGACCGACGAUUCAGCCUCCUGAUGACACGGUGAAAGUUCGACGGAACAGUCUGUUUCAGUCACCCUUCUUUUGUGGAGUGUUGCGCUUAGCGGGAUCA